Corythoichthys intestinalis (scribbled pipefish) is the source of this 2248-nucleotide messenger RNA. It is a transcript of the gene lck, whose product is annotated as LCK proto-oncogene, Src family tyrosine kinase. The record is from RefSeq and is a predicted model, not a curated record. The transcript is spliced from 13 exons. Lineage: Eukaryota; Metazoa; Chordata; Actinopteri; Syngnathiformes; Syngnathidae. Gene Ontology annotation, cellular component: extrinsic component of cytoplasmic side of plasma membrane. Gene Ontology annotation, biological process: cell surface receptor protein tyrosine kinase signaling pathway; B cell receptor signaling pathway; T cell differentiation. Gene Ontology annotation, molecular function: non-membrane spanning protein tyrosine kinase activity; signaling receptor binding; ATP binding. The coding region runs from base 227 to 1732 and encodes 501 amino acids.
CCUCAUCCUUUCAACGACAGGAAGUUCUCAUGCCACUAUCCUCCACUACCUCCGUCUGUGUACGUAAGAACUGCUUGACAUAUCUAACUAGACAAACGGAUGAUAAAACUCACAGCCAGGCACGGGUGGCAAGAGGAGAUUGUUGAAUAUCAUCUUUUACAUAAAGUACCUAUGGCGCAACCUGAAUUUUGAUGUUGGACAAGAUUCCUAUACAAAAAAAGAAAAGAUGGGAUGUAACUGCAGUUCGGAAUACUCAGAUGGUGAAUGGAUCGAGAACUGUGAUGAAAUUUGUGAGCACUGCAACUGUCCCAUACCGCCACAAUCCUGCAACCCAUAUACACAUCAGCUAAUUCCAUCUCCAUCUCAGAGUUCAUCACCUUCAUCUCCUCUACCUGAAAACUUGGCAGUGGCUUGCUACAGCUAUGAACCCACCCAUGAUGGUGACCUGGGCUUUGAAAAGGGAGAAAAACUCAAGAUAAUUAACAGGGAUGAUCCAGAGUGGUAUUUGGCAGAGUCUCUCACCACAGGACAGAGAGGCCACAUUCCAUACAACUUUAUUGCAAUGAAUUCACUGGAGACAGAACCGUGGUUCUUUAAGAAUAUUUCUCGAAAUGAUUCCAUGAGGCUCCUGCUCGCUCCCGGGAACACAAUGGGCUCCUUCUUGAUUCGUGAGAGUGAGACAACACCAGGGUCAUACUCCUUAUCAAUCAGAGACUUUGACCAAAACAUGGGUGAAGGAGUAAAGCACUACAGGAUCCGAAACUUGGACUGUGGUGGUUUCUAUAUCACGACCAAGAUAUCUUUCAAUUCACUAAAGGAGCUCGUGCAACAUCAUACACGUGAUGCAGAUGGUUUGUGUACUAAGUUGGUGAAGCCAUGCCAGUCAAGAGCUCCUCAAAAACCAUGGUGGGGAGACAACUGGGAGAUUUCUCGGGAGUCCCUGAAAAUGGUGACUAAGCUUGGUGCUGGCCAGUUUGGGGAUGUCUGGAUGGGAUUCCACAAUAAUGACCAGAAAGUCGCCAUUAAGAGUUUGAAGAUCGGCACAAUGUCAACGGCGGCCUUCUUAGCAGAAGCUGAUGUUAUGAAGAACCUGCAACAUCCUCGCCUUGUUCGUCUCUUCGCAGUCGUUAGCCAGGAGCCGAUCUUGAUUGUCACGGAGUACAUGGAAAAUGGUAGCUUGCUGGAUUACCUAAAAACAAGACAAGGGAGUAAUUUGUCGAUGAAAACUUUGAUAGACAUGGCAUCCCAGGUAGCAGACGGCAUGGCUUACAUCGAACAGAAGAAUUACAUUCACAGGGACCUACGAGCCGCCAACAUUCUGGUGUCCCAUGAGCUCAUCUGUAAAGUAGCAGACUUUGGACUUGCCAGACUCAUUGAGGACAGUGAUUAUACGGCUAGGGAGGGAGCCAAGUUUCCCAUCAAGUGGACUUCCCCUGAAGCUAUAAACUAUGGAAAAUUUUCCAUCAAGUCUGAUGUGUGGUCCUUCGGAAUCCUCCUAACAGAAGUAGUCACCUAUGGUCGCAUACCAUACCCUGGUAUGUCCAACCCGGAGGUGAUCCAGUGCCUGGAGCAGGGCUACAGAAUGCCAAAGCCAGAAAAGUGUUCAGAUGGACUUUAUAAUGUUAUGUGUCUCUGCUGGAGGGAUAACCCAGAAACUAGACCCACCUUUGAAUACCUGAGAAGUGUUUUGGAAGACUUCUUUAUUGCCACAGAGCGUCAGUACCAGGCAUAGCCGGGAAUGCUCACAUUCACAUUCCCACUGUAAAGACCAAGACUGUGCACGUAGUCAUUUGCUGCUUGCUGUUAUGCUUCAGCUACACUGUAUCUUUAAUCACAAUUAUAAAAGGAAUGUUUUGUUUUUUUCUCUCCUGUGACAUCGAUUGUCUUCUGUGUACAAUAAAUCAUUUCACAAUUUUAGCGCAUUGGCAGCCAUUGCCUGUGACAACUUUCCAAUGAUGUGGCUAUUUUCAUCUUUCUGCUUUGAAUUUAGUUUAUCACCAGUGGACAUCAAACCCAUUUGAAGUCCAGGUUGUUUGUUUUGAUUCUGAAUGUGAAGAUGAGACAUGGUUGCUCAUUAUCAAUCCCCAAAAAAUGAAAAAUCCAAAACCAUUUUUUUUUUGUUUUUCAAACUCCUUCACAUACAUAAAGAAUAACCAUUAAGUUACUGUCUGAAAAUUUGAACGUAGCUGGUUUAAAAAUUGUAGUACAAAAAUGUAAACAGUCAUUGGACCUGAGAGGGAAAGGUUUA